Angiostrongylus costaricensis is the source of this 213-nucleotide messenger RNA. The record is from the annotation of a GenBank genome assembly. NCBI's taxonomy places the organism in Eukaryota, Metazoa, Nematoda, Chromadorea, Rhabditida, Metastrongylidae.
AUGCUCAGAAUAAGUGUUGGGGCAAUGGACAGCAGUUCAAUUCCAAUCUCGUACACAUUGGAGGAGUUCGAGUACAUCAACGAGAAAGCACUGGAUUAUUUGAUUGUUCAACAAGCGACAUUAUUCCGCACGUUGCUAUCUGUGAAUGGGUUGCUACCGCCACUGUGCGAUACUGGAGUAUCGAGCAAGGCAAUAUCGGUGUGCAAGCGCUAA